Messenger RNA from Colletotrichum graminicola M1.001, 954 nucleotides. Its product is annotated as NmrA-like family protein. The transcript has 4 exons. NCBI's taxonomy places the organism in Eukaryota, Fungi, Ascomycota, Sordariomycetes, Glomerellales, Glomerellaceae. The record is from RefSeq and is a predicted model, not a curated record. The coding region runs from base 1 to 954 and encodes 317 amino acids.
AUGUCCAAGAAGCUCAUCACUGUGUUCGGUGCCACCGGUGCCCAGGGUGGCAGCGUCGUUUCUAUUUUCCUCAGCGACCCCAAGCUCAGCAAAGACUGGCAAGUCCGCGGCGUCACUCGCGAUACCAGCAAGGACUCGUCCAAGGCUCUAGCAGCCAAGGGCGUCGAGAUUGUCGCUGCCGAUCUCGGUGAUAAGUCCUCGCUCGCCGCGGCCGUAAAGGGCGCCUCAGCCGUAUUCGCCGUGACCAACUACUGGGAAAAGCUUGAUAAGGAGCUCGAGGUCCAACAGGGCAAGAACAUUGCCGACGCUGCUCUGGAGGCUGGCGUUGAGCACUUCAUCUUUAGCUCGCUUCUCGACAUCACCAAGUUGUCUAACGGCGUUCUCCCCGACGUCUAUCACUUUGACAGCAAGGCCGCCGUGGAGGAGUACAUCCGCACAACCUCCCUUCCAUCAACCUUCUUCCUUCCCGGUUUCUACAUGUCCAACCUCCCCGGCGGCAUGCUCCGCCAGACGCCGCCGGACAACGCCUGGGCCCUCACCCUCCCUAUCCCGGCCAGCUCGCCGAUUCCGUUCUUCGACCCGGCCGCCGACACGGGCAAGUUCGUUAAGGGUAUCGUGCUGAACCGCGAAAAGCUGCUCGGCAAGCGGGUCCUGGCGGCAACAGCGUACACGACGGCUGGCGAGGCCGUUGACGUGUUCAAGAAGGUGUACCCAGAGGCGGGCAAGACGGCGCGGUACAACGAGGCCUCGCACGAUGCCUUCCGUGGCGCGCUCAAGAGCCAGGGCAUGCCCGACUUUGCUGCGGAGGAGUUGCUGCAGAACAUGAGGCUGCUCAAUGAGUUUGGGUACUACGGCGGCGAGAAGCUGGACGAGUCGCAUGCGAUUGUGGAGGACAAGCUGACGACUUUGGAGGAGCAUGUGAAGAACUCCAAGGCUUUUGCCGGGCUACAGUGA